Messenger RNA from Manis pentadactyla (Chinese pangolin), 1242 nucleotides. RefSeq names its product cilium assembly protein DZIP1L-like. Gene Ontology annotation, biological process: cilium assembly. The record is from RefSeq and is a predicted model, not a curated record. The transcript is spliced from 2 exons. The coding region runs from base 204 to 518 and encodes 104 amino acids. Lineage: Eukaryota; Metazoa; Chordata; Mammalia; Pholidota; Manidae. Gene Ontology annotation, cellular component: ciliary basal body; cytoplasm.
CAUUUUUGUUCCAUGGUUUCAGGGAAGUUGAAAGACAUCAAAGUUUUCAGACCUUCUGCCAAUACAGGGAACCAUAGAAUAGGAUUCUUAGGGUUCUGAGGUGAGGCUGGUGGGUUUCAUGUGUGUAGGAUCAGAUACAGAUUGAGGUGAGGAGCUACACUUCACUGACUUUGUUAAAGUGGUCACUCUCUCUUUGCAUAGAUAUGGUAGUAAAACAGCCAGUGGAGAAGGAGUUAGAAGAGCUGCGGGCCGAGCUGAAGUGGACCCAAGGGGAGCUGGAGGCAAGGAGGAAUGCUGAGAGGCAGUGGCAACUCCAGGAAGCAGAGAGCACUCGUCAGAGAGAAAUACAAGCUGAGAAGCUGUUUAAUGAAUGGAAAGAAAAAGAGCUGGUCAAUCUAUAUGGGGAAAUAGACAAGCUAAAAAAAUUCCUUUGGGAUGAAGUGAAAAGUGUUGCCAACCAAACUUCCAUGUUAGAAGAGGUACCUGAUUUAAAAGGCUUUUCAAAGUUGUUUUGUUGAAAAUCUUAUUUGUUCUCAAAAUUCAUUUCUUAGUUUGUACUAGUUUUAUUUCAUCUGCCAUUUGGGCCUAAUACACUGUGAAGCCAGAUACCCAAGGCCAUGCCUGGGAUCGCAUCCCUGUACUUUCACAUACAGACUGUGUAACCUUUCUGUGCUUCCAUUUCUUUCUUGUAACAGAGGUUGCCGAAUGGUUAAAUUAGCACAGAGACAACACUUAAUAUCUCUGUUAUAUAGUAAGAACUCCCUAGAUAUCACCCUUAUUUUUACGAAGGGCCUUCAUCACUGGACAAGAAAUGAGGCAAACUUUAAGUGAAUGCAUUUUUCUCCCAACAGAUAUCCACUGAGCACAGGCUUCGUGCCAGGCACAAAUAAUAGGUAACUUUUACUGUUUGUAUUUACUGUUUUCCAGCCCCUAUGCAGUGCACUUUGUAUACACUAACGUUUAAUCCCCACAACAACCAACCAUAACAUUCUCAAAGCAGUUACAUCAACAUCAUUAGUUCAUUAAUUUCUUUUUUAAAGUUCCUUUUUUCUUAAGCUCUCAUCAUUCCUCCUUUACUGCUGAAGACAUUGAGGCCAUAGAACACUCUCCACGUUCCAGGCAUGUUCUAAGAGGUUUACAUUCUCCAUCCUCAUAAACCCUUAUUUUACAGGAAAAAAAACAGAAGUGUAAGGAGUUUAACUUGCCACAGGUAAUGCAGCUGGUAAGUGAAGCUUGGAUUAA